This is a messenger RNA of Trichobilharzia regenti, 360 nucleotides long. Lineage: Eukaryota; Metazoa; Platyhelminthes; Trematoda; Strigeidida; Schistosomatidae. The record is from the annotation of a GenBank genome assembly.
AUGUUUCCAAAACAAAAAUAUGCUUUUGCCAUGCCGUCAUCUUGUUCAUACCAAAUGUCAUCUAUAUUCACGUCUGGACAUAGUACUAGGUGGUUACGAUAUUACAACCACACUCUUAUCCAAUCUCAGGCGACAACAGCGGUGGAACUGGACGUGGAGAUGCUCAUACAAGGAAUCAUAUAUCAAAUGAGAAACCUUAAACAGACGCAUCCUCGGAUAUGUAGAAGUGCGUUUCUUUACGUAUACAAUUAUCUGCUUGAAGCUGGUGGACAGUUGGAUGAUCAGGCAUCUACAUCGUCAGCCUCGGACUGAUAUACGUACAUAUUUUUAAAGAUAACUGUAAAUAAAUUUUCCCAUAAA